Candoia aspera is the source of this 1156-nucleotide messenger RNA. It is a transcript of the gene DRAXIN, whose product is annotated as dorsal inhibitory axon guidance protein. Gene Ontology annotation, cellular component: extracellular region. The coding region runs from base 57 to 1094 and encodes 345 amino acids. The transcript has 5 exons. Lineage: Eukaryota; Metazoa; Chordata; Lepidosauria; Squamata; Candoiidae. Gene Ontology annotation, biological process: Wnt signaling pathway; negative regulation of canonical Wnt signaling pathway; forebrain development. The record is from RefSeq and is a predicted model, not a curated record.
GAUCCCGGAGGUUCGUAAUUUCUGUUUUGCUUUUUGCAGGUAAGGGAGCUGGAAACAUGGCCUGCUCUCCCCUUUGGCUCUUCUCCGUCCUCCUCCUCCGUCCAACGGCCACCGGCGCGCUCAGCUCGGGACCCAGGAUGGCCUCUAACUCCCCUGAAGAUGACAAUAGCUUCCCGAGCCGGGACCCUUGGAUGCAUUCCCUGAGGGUCGCCCCGUACCCCCACAAACAAGGGCCGGAGAACCAGCACGUGGACCACGACGGGAUGCUCCCCGGGUCCCCAGGCUCCAGCGAAGUCGGCAAUCCUCUGCUCCCGAGCUGGCCUGGCUUGGAGGGGCCAGAACUGAGGGUGAUGGAACGCCCCGCCGACCUCCGGCAGAAAGAUGCCUUCGUGGGCUUUGCGUUCCCAUAUCCCGAGCAGGAGAACCGCGCCCCGGCGCCCGAGAGGGGGAAGAAGCCGGCCCAGGCGCAUCGGCGGCACAGCCGCAGGAAGAGACUGAAGCAGCAUCGAGGGAAAGGCUCCAAGCUGAGACCGAGGGCCUUGGUGAAGAAGCCGGGCAACCUUGCUGAGCACCUCCGGCCCCUCCAUGGGGAAGGGGCUUCGGCUGGCUUGGUCCCCACCUCCCUCCCCAGCCCCGCCCCCCAGAUGUUGACCGAGGAGCCCUUCCCUGCCCGAGCCAUCUCCUCUCGGCCCCAGCUCCACGCCUGGCAAGAGGGCGACGUCAUGCCCACCCUGGACAUGGCCCUCUUCGACUGGACCGACUACGAAGACCUCCGGCUGGACAUGUGGCCGUCCAGCAGGAAGAAAGAGAAAUGGCAGAGCCAGAGAGGGGGCAACGAGACGUCGUCCGCCGAAGGGGAGCCCUGCGAUCAUCACCUCGACUGCCUCUCAGGCAGCUGCUGUGAUCUGCGAGGACGCCUCUGCAAGCUGCAUAACCGUGGCCUGAACAACAAGUGUUAUGACGACUGCAUGUGCAGUGAAGGUCUCCGCUGCUACGCCAAAUUCCACCGGAAUCGAAGGGUCAUCCGACGGAAAGGCCGCUGCGUAGAGCCAGAAUCCGCAGACAGAGAUCAAGGAUCGUUUGUUAAUGUCUAGGACAGGGUUUCUCAACCUUGGCGGCUUUCAGAUGCGUGGACUUCAACUCCCAGAAUUCCCCA